Penicillium verhagenii is the source of this 1035-nucleotide messenger RNA. RefSeq lists its product as uncharacterized. The coding region runs from base 1 to 1035 and encodes 344 amino acids. The record is from RefSeq and is a predicted model, not a curated record. Lineage: Eukaryota; Fungi; Ascomycota; Eurotiomycetes; Eurotiales; Aspergillaceae. The transcript has 2 exons.
AUGUCGAUGAUUUCUCAAGUCCCUUUUCAACUCUCCGGUCGGUAUGCCGAGCACAAUCGGUGGGAGGUUCUCAACGGCCCAGGCGACUCACGUGUAACCGGAAGUCAAAUUAUCGAAGAUGAAGGUCUUGUUGGCCAGUGGGCAGACAAAGUUGUCCUGAUCACCGGCGUUUCAUCUGGGAUCGGUGUUGAGACUGUGCGUGUCUUGGCAUCUACUGGAGCGACCAUCUUUGGCACAGCCCGAAACAUCGAAAAGGCAAAAGAGGCUUUAGGCUCCUCAUUGCUUGAUACCGGGCGUGUGAAGCUUCUUUUUAUGGAUCAGACAGAUCUCUCGAGUGUUCGGGCCUGUGCCGAAGAAUUUCUCAAACAGAGCUCUAAGCUUAACAUCAUCAUCAACAAUGCGGCUGUGAUGAAUACCCCUCAAAGCUAUACUAAAGAUGGCUUUGAGCUUCAGUUUGGAACCAAUCACUUAUCACACUUCCUCCUCUUCUAUCUACUAAAAGAUACCCUUUUGGAAACUGCACGCUCCUCUAACUUCGCCUCUCGUGUGGUUAGUGUUGCCUCAGCAGGCCAUCGCUAUAGCCCUAUUCCUCUGGAUAACGUUAACUGGGAAGGAAACUACAACGGCUGGCUUGCUUACGGAGCUAGCAAGACCGCCAAUAUCUACAUGACCACCCAAAUCGAGCGCUUGUAUGGCGCUCAAGGUCUUCAUGGCUUCAGCGUCCACCCUGGGGCUUUUAUAAGCCCCAACCUCCAGAAACAUUCUCAGGAGGAAAUGAAGUCUGUCUUGGAAGACAAGCGCGCAAUGGCAUACUUGUCCAGUCUCGAACAGGCCUGCGCAACUAGCAUAUACGGUGCUGUUUCGAGCGAGCUGGAAGGCAGGGGUGGCUUGUAUUUGGAAGGCGCAUCGGUAGCAAUUCAUCCGACACCACCGGGCGGAGAUGCGCUCGAAUAUGGAUAUGGCAGUUGGGGAUUUGACCAGGCAAAGGAAGAAGAAUUGUGGAAGCUUAGUAAAUCCUGGGUUGGAGUCGAGUGA